AUGUUCUCUACACAACAUAGAGGCAACUCCAUCCAAUUACGCACACAACUUUUGACUACAAAGAAAGGCGAAUUGAAUGCUUCGGAAUACUACCUGAAGAUGACAAGCCUUGUAGAUACCAUGACAAAUAUUGGUCAUCCCAUGCUUGAUGAAGAAGUAAUCGGCUACAUCUUAGCCGGCCUAGGACCAUGCCACGAUGAUCUCUUCACCGCCAUCAUCGUUCUGAGUAAUCAAGACACAAUAACUUUACCUGAGUUAUAUUCCUAUCUAAUUGCUCAUGAGGCACAAUCCAGUGCAUUGAAUAAUGUGACAGAAAUCACAGCUUCCGCUAACCAGGCUACACGUCAAGAUUCAAACUCUUCCCGUCGUAAUCAAGAUAAGAACUCCUCUCACAACUACCAACGUAACAGUAAUCGUGGUGGAGGUGGUAGCUGCGAUCGGGGUCGUGGUCUGGGCAGAAGCAAUGGUGGUCCUCGAUGUCAAGUGUGUGGCAUACGUGAUCACAUAACAUUAAAUUGCAUAAAGUGA
Molecule: messenger RNA, 528 nt
Organism: Lactuca sativa (garden lettuce)
Lineage: Eukaryota; Viridiplantae; Streptophyta; Magnoliopsida; Asterales; Asteraceae
Source: RefSeq, a predicted model, not a curated record